CCGCAGACCUAGGAAGAUGCGGAAAGAGGCGACUGGCCCCGCCCUCGGUGCCUACCCUUUGGGGGCCGGCCUUUCGCGGCAGAGCGAGCGGCCGCCUCAGGUAGUCUCCUCAGACUCCCGGUCUCCCUGCCAACCACGAGGAGCGAAGAGGAGCAAAGCGGAGCCUGGGAGCCUCUAACCCACGCCUCCUUUCGACGCGAAACCUCCUCGGCAGGGAUGGGCGUCAGGCUCGGGCGGCCCUUCCCGGUGCUCCUCCUGGCCGCGCUGUCCCCGGGGCUCCUACUGGGGGCGGCCGGCUUCACGCCCUCCUUGGACAGCGACUUCACGUUCACGCUUCCGGCCGGCCAGAAGGAGUGUUUCUACCAGCCCAUGCCCCUGAAGGCCUCGCUGGAGAUCGAGUACCAGGUUUUAGAUGGAGCAGGAUUAGAUAUUGAUUUCCAUCUUGCCUCUCCAGAAGGAAGAACCUUAGUUUUUGAACAAAGAAAAUCAGAUGGCGUUCAUACGAUAGAGACUGAAGUUGGUGAUUACAUGUUCUGUUUUGAUAAUACAUUCAGCACCAUUUCUGAGAAGGUGAUUUUCUUUGAAUUAAUCCUGGAUAAUAUGGGAGAACAGGGGCAAGACCAAGAGGAUUGGAAGAAAUAUAUUACUGGCACAGAUAUGUUGGAGAUGAAACUGGAAGACAUCCUGGAUUCCAUCAGCAGUAUCAAGUCCAGACUAAGCAAAAGUGGUCAUAUCCAAACUUUGCUUAGAGCAUUUGAAGCUCGUGAUCGGAACAUACAAGAAAGCAACUUUGAUAGAGUCAAUUUCUGGUCUAUGGUUAAUUUAGUGGUCAUGGUGUUGGUGUCCGCUAUUCAGGUUUAUAUGCUGAAGAGUCUAUUUGAAGAUAAGAGGAAAAGUAGAACUUAAAUCUCCAAACUAGAGUAUUAAAGUUGAGAGACAAAAAAAUGCAAUAAGCUGUUACAGACAAGACCAUUAAUCUUUUCCAAAAUGUUUUCAGGCAUUACUGUUUAAAACAAUUUUAAUUUUAAUGUGAAAGAAAAAUCUUUACUUUUGUCUGUGCAAAUACUCUUGUUGCUCCAUUUGUACUUAAGAGUAUAACAAAUAUUUUGCAAAGUAUACACACAUUGAAUGUAUCCUUAUUAAUAACCACACUUUCCUAAGUUUGAAAAAUAAUUUGCAAGUGCCAUGGGCCUAAUGCAACAGCAAACUACAUUCUUUAAGAUUGUCUUUCCUAGAAGUUUCUUUAUAAAUGCAGUAUUACAAAUUAAUUGUACAAGUUUUCAAUAUAUUAAAUUAGAAAUUAUCUGAGAAUUACCUAACUAUGGGUUUUAUAUGUAUCUUUAGCAGACAAAGACUGAACUUUUCUCUUUUUACACUUGCACCUCUAACAUUAGGAGCAUAGCUAUGAAAAAUAGAUUAGUGAGAUUUUAUAAACAAAUGUUUCAACAUAAAAUACUAGCAAAAAGUAUUAGUUUUAUAUAUUUUUAGCCUACAUCCCCAAGAGCUGACAUUUUGAUAAUUCUUAAAAAUGCAAAGUCAUACUUCUUAAAAUUAGGAAAAAUGGGUAAAGAUUGCUCAAUCUCUGUAGCGAUAACAUUCUAAUUCUCAACUGAAGUGUAAUGUGUUAAACUUAAAUAUAAGGAAAAUUUAGGAUAAUACAUUAUUACCAGGAGUUGUGAAGGAAAUAUUGCUAAAAGAUCUAGGCCUAACAUAAAUAUCUCCUUUUCUCAAUUAUAAAAAUCAGUGAAAAAGAAUUUAGGUCAACUCGGAAAUAUCUGAUUAAAAUAUAGUUCACUUAAACUACAUGUCUAAAAUAUGUUUGGCUUAUCAUUGAUAACCAAUCCUAAUAUAAACCAUGAGGUAAUUUCCAAUUAAAGUUGUGGUUUUUAUUUUUUACAAUUGUUUUCAAUUAUCUUUUAUAUAUAUUCAGGUACAUCAUAAGACCUAUUCUAAGGUUAAGCACCAACUAUUACAAUCUUAUCGUAAGUUCUUAAAAUGACCUUUCUGAUGACUUCAUUUAUUGGCAUUCAAGUAAAGACUGAAAAUCACCCACUGAAUUCCAAGUUAUGAACACUUAAUAAUUAAGUCUGUAAUUUAUUGCAGUCGUUGGAUUCUUGAUUCAAGUACUAGUAAUUUAGUUAUAUCAAAAAUAGAAUUUUUAAGUUACACCAUUUGUAACAGGUGAGUUAUAAACAAUCAACUUACACAUUUGAGUAUAGAAGCUCUCUUAGGUUAGUUAUUACUGGUAUUACUACUAAGCACUAAUCCAGAGAGAAUGGUUUCAUUUAUACUCAAAAUGGUAAAAAAAAAAAAAGAUUUCUCCUUAUGCCUGUUGGAGAAGAACAGUAUAAUCAAAACUACUCUGAAACCUUUAAAAAUGAAAUAAAUGCCAUUUAUAAUCAAGUACCUUAAUUGGCCAAGAAAAUGAUUUCCAUGUCUAGGAGUAGCCCCUGUAGCACAUACAAACAAAAGGUCAGUAAGAUCACUGCCUAUUCCUCUUACUCCCUAUCCCCUCUUGUGUUAAACUCAAAGAGAAGCAAACUCAUAGUACAUAAGUAAUAAGAUUACAGAUAUAAACUACUGCACCUUUUCUAUAAAACUGUGAUUAAGAAUUCUACCUCUUAUGUACGGCUGGUUAUUUGUACUGUACUCGGAUUCCUUUCCUCACACUGAAUUUUUUGUAUUUACAUACAUAAUUUGUGCCACUGAUUUAAAACCUACGAUGCAGUAACUUCUUAUAUAAUGACCUUAUUUGGAAAAAGAAUUUAGGAGUAUUAAGGACAAUUUUAUUUUUAUAGCCACAAAGUGAGAUUAUUUAAAAAGCAGGUGUUACCUGUAUUAACCAAAAAAGUAAAAUUUGUUAAUAUUUAAUAUUCUGUAAUAUUUCUAAAGGCAUGUUUACCUGUCUUUUUUUUUAAAUGUCAGUAUUCAAUUUCAAACUUAAAAUUAUGAUAAAACUUGAGUAAACUCACUUAACAGCUGAUUUUUAAUUAUAUAAACUUAUAGUACUGUAAUUUAAGGCCUAGAGUUUUACUCUGAUUUGCAAUUAUAUCAUCAAUGUUGUUAUUCAUGUGACUAUCAAGACAUGGUGGGUAAUAAGUUGUUAAAAAGCACUGAAUUACAAAUUUACCUGUAAUUUUGUUAUCUAUCCCUAAGCAUUGUCAUUAUGUUGUAAAGUUGACAAAAAUUGAAUACCUAUAAUUUGUAUAAUUGUAUGCCUACCCAAACAAAAAUUCUUUAUCUGAAAGCUUAAAACAAAUUGAUUUAGCAUGUAAUGGUUUUUUAUCUGAAAUGUAACAUACUGUCGCUCAAACUGCUUUUAUACUGUGGACAGCCAUAUUAAAUGAGUAAUGAAUACUGAGCUUAGUAUAUAUAAUAAAAAUUACAAUCAAAAAUUUACUGAUCCUUAAAGACUCAUUGUUCUUUAGCCAAGUGUAUGUUCCCAUCUGAAAUUCCAUACUUCUCUGCACUUACAUUGUGCCUUGCAUUUGUUUGUGUAUUCACAUUGCCUAAACAUGCAUUGUACUUUAAUGGUGAUCAAAAUACAGACACAAAGAUCAUCAGUUCUGAAAAUAAACACAAGGAGCUUGUCCUACUUCUCUACGCCUGAUU
Talpa occidentalis (Iberian mole) is the source of this 3612-nucleotide messenger RNA. It is a transcript of the gene TMED5, whose product is annotated as transmembrane p24 trafficking protein 5. Bases 217 to 906 code for a protein of 229 amino acids. Gene Ontology annotation, cellular component: COPII-coated ER to Golgi transport vesicle; endoplasmic reticulum; endoplasmic reticulum-Golgi intermediate compartment. The record is from RefSeq and is a predicted model, not a curated record. The transcript is spliced from 4 exons. Gene Ontology annotation, biological process: endoplasmic reticulum to Golgi vesicle-mediated transport; intracellular protein transport; Golgi organization. Lineage: Eukaryota; Metazoa; Chordata; Mammalia; Eulipotyphla; Talpidae.